CUCCCUGAACUUUUUUUUUUAAUAACAGUGACAUCUUGAGGCUGCCGUAAUCGUCCGUGCCUCCUCCGUGCUCCACCUCCAAGCUGCCGCGUUUCCCUCCGGAGCAGAAAUGCAGCAGAGCCUGAUCGGACUUGUCCUCUUCCUCCUCUUCUCUCCGGGACGCGCCGAUAAUGGCCAUGUCUGUGUCUCUGCAGUGUCUGGGCCUCAUUAUACUCGGAGCGAUCCUCGUCCAGACCAUCGCGGUCGCUGUCAGCUUCAUGUACUUCAACAAAGCCCUGAACACGAUGCAGGAGAGCUUCUCUGGCAGCAGCGUGUCCUGCCUGAUCAAUGCAAAUCCGCAUUUGGACUCGGACGCUUCGGCAGCGGAGGACAGGAGGAGCGAUCCCUGUUGGCAGGUCACGCAGCAGCUCCACUACCUCAUAGAGAAGAACAUGGCUGACAAAUUCCAGAACGAGAUCUCCUCCGCUAUGAAAAACGAACCUACAGGAGCGCUGCCUGUGGCGAGCGACGGGGCGCGGGUGGUCCCGCUCCCCAAAGUCGCAGCCCACGUGACAGGCGUGGUCUCGUCCACAGACCCCCCCACAGCUGAAGGUUCACGCAGCAGCAGGGGCCACAUGGGGGAGCGGGUCCGGUCGUGGGAGGGCCAGAAGGGGCUGUCGUUCCUGCAGAACAUGGAGCUGAAGGGAGGAGAGCUGCUGGUGCCCAGAGCGGGCCUCUACUACAUCUACGCUCAGACCUAUUUCAGGCUCCCUUCAGCCGCGGAGACAGAGGGGGAGGCAAAGGGCCACAUGGGGGAUGCGAGGGAGGAGGACGGAGCAGAGCUUGUCCAGUAUAUCUAUAAGAAGAUGAGUUCCUACCCGGUGCCCAUCCUCCUGAUGAAGUCCUCCAGGACUGUGUGCUGGCCCCGGGGUCAGGAGCCGGGCCUCUUCUCUUUGCACCAGGCGGGUACCGCGUUUCUCCAGCCCGCCGAUCGCCUCUUCGUCGCCGUUAGCAAUGCCAGCGCCAUGGAGAUGGAUGGGAGGGCGAGCUACUUUGGGGCCUUCCUGGUGGGAUAAGGAGGUGACGACCUGGCAACCGGAGUUAGCCCACGUGUCGCGGGUUUGCUUGGUGGGACGAGCACCUGGACGGGACCGGGGAAGGACCGACCGCUGGGAGAGCGGGGGACUUCCGCAGGCGCCGUGUGGGCUGUAACCCGACCGAGCUGCAGCAGCAGACUGUGGACUCGGUGGAGAGCAGCCACGCUGUGUGGCGUGCUGACUCCAGCACAGGCUACAGUGCAAUGAAUCUGUGGUGUGCAAACAGAACACGCAGCCCGACAGACAGGGAGCAGCCGGACCCCUGCUGAGUGUGCUGCCGCACGCGGACGUCCUGUGUCACGAGCUGUGACUUGUUUCGCCUGCAGGUCAAAGAGACGUAUUUGUCAGCAGACAGUCGUGUUGGAGACAUGACACUUCACCUGUCUUUGAUUACAAAUGUGUAGUAAAAAAGAUGCCUUAAAAUUACAAAUGCAAAUCAAUAACUUUUGUUUACAAACACCUUCUUUGUGCAAUAUCUUGAACAAUGUGUGGCUUUAAAAUGAGCGAGUAUUAAAUUUGUUUUGUGAUUUUUAUGAUGAUUUUGUUCAUAAAGGUUCCUGCAGCUGAAUCACAAUUUCUUGUAGAUUUCCAGAUAAACAAUCCUAAAAGAUG
This is a messenger RNA of Betta splendens (Siamese fighting fish), 1688 nucleotides long. RefSeq names its product tumor necrosis factor ligand superfamily member 10-like. Gene Ontology annotation, cellular component: membrane. The record is from RefSeq and is a predicted model, not a curated record. Lineage: Eukaryota; Metazoa; Chordata; Actinopteri; Anabantiformes; Osphronemidae. The coding region runs from base 171 to 1055 and encodes 294 amino acids. Gene Ontology annotation, molecular function: tumor necrosis factor receptor binding. Gene Ontology annotation, biological process: immune response. The transcript has 6 exons.